GACAAGCGUAUCGUGGAGGAGUUUGACAGCGUGCGCGACAUUUGGUGGGGCAAGGUCAACAUCAAGUUGGAGGAGGCUGUGUUCGAGAUCAACCGUGAGCGAGCCGUGGACUACCUGAACACUCAGAAACGGCUUUACGUUGUGGACGGCUUUGCAGGCUGGGACGAGGAGUACAGAAUCCCGAUCCGCGUCAUCACCUCUCGGGCAUAUCAUGCCCUCUUCAUGCAGAACAUGCUGGUUCCGCCCUCGAAGUCGGAGCUCUACCAAUUCGAGGCCAGUGCCUUCCCCCGGCCCUUCGUGAUCUUCAACGCAGGCUGCUUCCCAUGCAACCGGCACACCGCGGGGAUGACCUCGACCACUUCCGUGUCGUUGUCGCUCUGCCGGGGGGAGAUGGUGAUCCUUGGCACGCAGUACGCAGGGGAGAUGAAGAAGGGAGUCUUCACGGUGAUGAUGUAUCACAUGCCCCUGCGACCUGAGCGGCAUCUGGGCCCCGCAGACAGGGCCUUGCCACUGCACUCUUCCUGUAAUGUGGGCCCUGAGGGAGAUGUGUCCCUGUUCUUUGGGCUUAGUGGCACAGGGAAGACGACUCUCAGCGCGGACCCGGCGAGGAAGCUGAUUGGGGACGACGAACAUGUCUGGACCUCCAAGGGCGUCUUCAACAUCGAGGGCGGCUGCUAUGCCAAGUGCAUCAACCUCUCCCGGGAGAAGGAGCCCGAGAUUUACGAUGCCAUUCGCUUUGGCAGUGUGCUGGAGAAUGUGGCCUUCGAUGAGUGGAGCCGAAAAGUUGACUAUGACAACGUCUCCCUCACGGAGAACACACGGUGCGCAUACCCCUUGCACUACAUCCCCAAUGCGCUGAUCCCGGCAAAGAUCGACAGCCACCCAAGCAACGUGAUCCUGCUGACCUGCGAUGCCUUCGGUGUGCUACCACCGAUCUCCAAGCUCACGAAAGAGCAGCUGGUGGAUGCCGUGCACGACGGCACGCUGGCGGCCCUGGCGGACGAG
Molecule: messenger RNA, 1005 nt
Organism: Symbiodinium necroappetens
Lineage: Eukaryota; Dinophyceae; Suessiales; Symbiodiniaceae
Source: the annotation of a GenBank genome assembly